This is a messenger RNA of Daphnia carinata, 2317 nucleotides long. Its product is annotated as nose resistant to fluoxetine protein 6-like. Lineage: Eukaryota; Metazoa; Arthropoda; Branchiopoda; Diplostraca; Daphniidae. The coding region runs from base 85 to 2223 and encodes 712 amino acids. Gene Ontology annotation, molecular function: acyltransferase activity, transferring groups other than amino-acyl groups. The transcript is spliced from 9 exons. The record is from RefSeq and is a predicted model, not a curated record.
GUUUCUACGAUACAAAUGACCUACAUACAGGUUGGAAGACUCGAAGAUUUGAUGGUUUCAACCAUUUGAAUUCUUAUCGUUGUCAUGUCGAGUAGUCGGCCGCUUUUUGUCUGUUUAGUUGUAUUUUCCAUUUUCCCCCAUGGAUUCAUAGUCAGUGGACUUACGCUACCCCCUGUUGGUGAAAAUGGAAAUCAAGGAAUUGGCGAUUGGUGGAUUUAUUCGAGUGUACCUACCGCAUUAGCAGCUUCUAAUGUCAGUGAAACAUGCAUCCAACAUUCACGGGAAUACUUAGUGGCUCUUCGAGAUCGCCAAACAUGGGCAGUCAAAAUGUACGAAUCGUCUGGCAGAUUGAUAGAAAACUUGAUUUACAUUGAAGAAAAUAGCGACGUUCACCAUGAAACGGGAUUGUUUGAUGGAUGUGUUUCUGUACAAUCAGAUGGAAUCCCUUUCCAAGGGCAAUAUUGCACCGUAUUUUUCGGAUUGAAACAAGUCGAUUCCGGUGGCAUAUCGAACAGUGUUGAGAAUUGGAAAGAAGAAGAACCAAUCGAAAAGUCGUCAAAUUUUCUAAAACCCAGCGUCGGUUUUUGUCUUCCAUCAACAUGCAGUGCACGAGACUUACGUUCUGCAGUUGCUCAGCAAGUCGGAUACCGUGUCAGCAACGGUAAAAAUUUCUCUAUCGUGGCCACAUCAAGCGAAGACUACUGUUACACCCAGGAGAAAAUUCUUGCAAACGGCACAAUCGACAAUCUGGCGCUCAUCGUUCUGUCAGUGUUUUGCUUUUUAGGCAUUGUUGUCACUGUAGCAACAGUCCACCAUACUUGGACAAACAAUGACUGUGACGAUUCAAGGAAGCCAUUUGCAAUUCAGUUGCUUCAUUGUUUCUCAGCUAAAAGGAAUUGCAAAACAUUGUUGUCGGUUCAAGAAGAUGCCAAGGAUAGUUUAGCUUGCCUGCAUGGAAUUCGAGUUCUAACCAUCUGCUGGGUUGUACUAAUGCAUGUUGGUUCGGAAUUCACCAUUGAACGAAUUUCUUAUAACAAACAAACUGCUGUAAAGAAUUCACUACGAUGGGAAGUACAAGGCCUGGCCAAUGGUUUAUUUGCAGUUGAUUCCUUUUUCUUGAUGAGUGGCCUUUUAGUUGCAUUUACACAAAUGCGUCAGUUGGACCAAAAUAAUGGAUUCUUUAACAUCAAGCGAUUUUAUUUCCACCGAUACAUCAGACUUACGCCCGUGUACGCAGCUGUGAUGGCUUUUAUAGCGACACUUUGGCCGCGACUUGGAAGCGGCCCUGAUUGGCAUUUCUUGCAACAGAUGAGCAAGGGUGUCCGUCAGAGAUGGUGGACCAAUAUGCUGUACAUAAACAAUUACGUAGCCACAACGGAACUGAGCAUGAGCAAUCCCCUGAUGGGCAUGAUUGAGUCUUGGUCGCUGGCCUGUGACAUGCAAAUGCUGUGGAUCAGUCCGCUCUUUAUUUAUCCACUUUGGCGUUGGAAAAAGGCCGGUUUACUUUGGACUGUAGUUUGCUUGCUCAUUUCCCUGGGAUACUCAGCUAUCCUUUUUUUCAUCCACGAUUUACCUGCUUCUCUUACACCACUAGGAAGACCGUCACAAAUAGCGAGGAUCGAUGACUAUGUACACAACCAUUAUUUGGACACGUUUAGCCGGAUUCCCGCAUAUUUAAUAGGAAUUCUCCUAGGAUGGAUACUCCACAACACCAAAAAUAGAAAAGUUUACAUGAACAAAUAUCUGGCAGGUAUAGGUUGGAUUAUAGCUACACUGUUUGCACUGGCCGUUAUCUAUGGAAUGACUCCCUACCUGGACGAGACUACAGUCCCUGUGGUAAAUCCUUUCAUUCGAAUUUCGUAUGGAGCUUUCCAUCAUUCGGCUUGGGCGAUUGCCGUUGGAUGGAUCAUAUUCACCUGUACUCAUGGAUAUGGAGGUUUCAUCAACCAAUUUUUGUCUUGGAAAUUGUUUCUCCCUUUUAGCCGGUUGAGCUAUGCUGCCUACCUAAUCCAUUACAAUAUGAUAAAAGCAUAUGCGUCUCACCUGCGCAAGCCUUUUUAUUUCACUGAAUGUGUCUAUGCAACGACGUAUGUUGGCAUUUUGGUUAUCACCUUUGCAAUAGCGUUUGUGCUGUCUGUAGUAGUGGAAAUGCCUUUCCUCAAUUUGGACAAAUUUUUCUUCCCAAUCAAGUCAAAGAAUCAACAAGGAAAGAAAAAGACGUGAGGAUGAUUUUGCCGGAUACGUGGGUUCGACACCGUUUGCGUCCUGUAUGUGGUUCCCAACAGUCAUGUACUACUACCCCUGUCAGCCUUGUCAG